Molecule: messenger RNA, 7728 nt
Organism: Diatraea saccharalis (sugarcane borer)
Lineage: Eukaryota; Metazoa; Arthropoda; Insecta; Lepidoptera; Crambidae
Source: the annotation of a GenBank genome assembly
UUUUGAUUACGUUCCCCGAUGGACUGUUUUGCUGUGUCUUCGUCGUCGAAACUGUUGUUCCCAAAAUGUUGGUGAAUGGCGAGAGACCGCUGAAUCAGUGUCCUGUUUCGUCGCAGUUCGGAGAUACAAGCUGGGGAUCACAGUGCCCAGUGGUUGGACAAUGGAACGUCCAACCGCCAGACGUAUGUUUCAGUGGUUACAAUCAAAACUACGUUGGAACAACAGUGCCUUGUUACAGGAACGUAUACGAACAUGUGUCGUAUUAUCAUCAAGUACCAUAUCAAACGCCGGUUCAAUACGCCCGUCAGACCGUUAUACCUAAUCUGCCAUGCCAUCAGGAGCAAUGGAAUUACAACAACAUGUGUUACGACGUGGAUGGCCAACCUUGCCAAUACGCAGGCGUUAUAGAUUUGGAGGAUUUUAUGAAUAAUGAGAAGAGGAAGGAGAAAUCUCGUGUGGCUGCCCGAUGCAGGCGCACAAAAGAGAUGCAGAUAUUCACCGAGCUAACGGCCGCCCUCCCUGCGAGGAAGGAAGAAGUGGAGCAACUGGACAAAGCCUCCGUGAUGCGUCUCGCUAUAUCUUACUUGCGCGUGCGCGACGUCGUAUCCAAACUGCCUAUCGAUGCGGCGGAGCAACAGACACCCAACCCUAAAGGAUUGGAGGAGGUGUCUUCCGAGCUGUCCUACAUGAAAGCCUUAGAUGGUUUCGUAUUGGUUAUCUCGCAGCAAGGGGACAUCGUAUAUUGCAGUGAGAACAUUUCUGACCACCUUGGCGUCUCUCAGAUGGAGAUCAUGGGUCAGAGCGUGUUCGAGUUCAGUCAUCCGUGUGACCACGAGGAGGUCCGCGAAGCUCUUCGCUCCAGCAACGGGAGACGCGAACUGCUACUCCGUCUGAAGUGCACCCUCACUAGUAAAGGCAGAAAUGUACAUCUUAAGUCUGCUUCCUAUAAGGUUAUCCACAUCACUGGGCAUAUGCUUACUCAAAAAGUGAAAACCGAAGAAAAGAAUAACAAUAAUGAAAAUGGAUCAGAUGACAAGCGGGCAGAUAGAGCUGGUUCCCUCAUAGCGGUGGGACGUCCCAUACCGCAUCCAGCUAAUAUACAGACACCGCUGGACACCAUGACCUUCCUGUCCCGGCACAGUCUAGACAUGAAAUUCACAUACACUUACCCUGACGCGUUAAUGAACACGCUAGGUUUUCAACCCGACGAACUGGCUGGCAAGUCCUUGUACGACUACCACCAUGCGGCCGACAGUGCCGGACUGGCUCAUCAGUUCAAAUCACUUUUCUCCAAAGGCCAAUGCGAAACCGGUCAAUAUCGCUUUUUGGCCAAAUCUGGCGGUUACGCCUGGGUUCAGACUCAGGCUACAGUCAUCAACGACAAACAACAAAAGCCCGUCAGCGUAGUCUGUGUCAAUUAUAUCAUCAGCGGUAUCGAGUGCAAAGAUGAAGUGUUUGCUACACACCAAGUCCAGGAUGUGGACCUGAAACCAAACGUGGGUCCGACUUCUGUGACCGCGUCCACGUUGCUGUCGGAGCCAAUCUGUGUUUCUAUUGAAGAACCCAGUACCCCUGUGGUGGCCUUAAUAGCACCCGACGAAGAACGCCCAAUACCUGUUACUGAGUUAAUAUUCGCGCCACGAAAGAAAGAAAUGAAUAAAGGAUUUCUCAUGUUCUCACCAGACGAGGGUCAUACAAUGCUUAAAGACGAGCCGGAAGAUCUGACUCACUUGGCACCCACAGCCGGUGACACGUGCAUACCUCUGGAGAAUAGCCCUUUCGAUAUGUUCGAUGAGUUUAUGUUGAAUGACAACUACUGCAGCCUUUUGGGUGAUGAUUUGACUAAUGCGUCGCCAGUAGAUUCUCUGACACCGGAAUCAUUUUUGUUAUCUUCGCCCGAGCCACAGGAAACUGAAUCGUCAUGUGAACAAUCGUCAUUAUUAACAGAAUUAUCAUUAGACGCAUUUGACAGUGGCAGAUCAGACAAUGACAUUGACGAUGGACAUUCGCCUUUCAUACCGAUGAACGAUGAACGUCCGGUACUGGAGCCAGCAGUAAUGUGGGGUGCAUUGCCAGAUAAUGUUAGUCAAGCUCGACCCCAGCCUUCUGAAAUGCAACCGGUAACUGGUGCGCCAGCGUUACAACAGUUAUUAGCGGCUCCUACAACGGGCCCGCCUCCACAGGAUCUCAUUACUAAUAUUUAUUCAGAUCAAGGUCUAAUACCCUGUAGAAGUAUGCCUUCUUGGGAUACUGGUGUCAAAAGAGUGAUGAAGCAAGAGGAAGAACCGAGUGCAAAGCGAGCAAAACGUAGUCCCUCACCAGCGACGACAACUUCGCCGAAGCAACAGUCUUCCAGCGUCCUCAUGAACCUACUGCCCAUGGAUGGUCGUGUCCCACCGGAGAUGAUGCAACAGAACAAUAAUACUCCUAGUUACCAAUUGGUAAUGAAUCAGAAGACAUCACCGCAUCGUAUCUUAAACUGUAAUACUUUACCAAUACCCGUCAUUAAUAUUCAUACAGUGUCAAACUCAAAAGUAGCCAUGCUUCCCAACAACUCGAUACAAAAUUCCGCAAUCGAUACACACAUGACGAGUAACAUAUCAUGUCCUCUUAGUGUUAACGUGAACAGUCCGAUCUAUUCCUUGCCGUCCAGUCCUAACAAUUCAAUUUACAGUCCUGCCAUUAGCCCAGCACAGAGAGAUUUAGGCCUUAGUCCUUAUUCAACUCCGCAAUCCCUCUCUCCGAUCGGUAAGUUCAACCAGAUUUAUAGCCCAAGUAAGUUGGUGUCGCCAGGUGGCGUGCUUAAUGGAGGCGAUCCCUACCUGUCGAACAAGGUGCAGACCAGUCCAGGGUUCCCUUAUCAAGCGAGAGAUUUGCUCCUCGACUCUAACGUGUCAAUAUCAUCCCCAGACUUUUGGACGGACGCCGACAUUUUGUCUGGCACAAAUGAUCUGCUCACAGCAUUCGACGACGUUAAACUGUGAGUCUGAUCGGAUAAGAUUUCUCUGUGUCUGUUGGAAGUUGGAAAGAAUUACAUUUAUGACAAGUUAAACCGCCCGAUCAAAUGCUUUUUUUAUCUUGAAGCUUACAUUCCAAUAGGAACACAGGGAUAAGCAGAAAAGCAUCUGCAACACAAAUCACUCCAACGAAUGCAAUGUCUGAAAAUAAAUCAGAUUUACUAAACAACAGGAUUUCACUCAUACGUAUAAACCACUAAGGUAUAAAAAAGCGAUUCGAAUGCCGAAGUGGGGUAAUGAUAGAGUUACCUUAUGUUACAUAACAGAGUCGCUCCCGUUAAUUAUUUAAUUAUACAUUAAUAAUAAACAUAAGCUUAAACAUAUAUUAACUUUGAAUAAGGAAUAGGUCCAUUGUAAUUUGUUAAAAUUUCUUAUGAGUUUCUAUAAUCUCAAUAACUACCGAACGUAUCGUUUUAUAAUUCAAUAAUGUUUACAAUUUUCUAUAAUACCUAUAUAUUUUGAACAAUUUUAAUGUAUCUGUUUACAAACUUCAUUCGAGCUUCACUUCUGAUCUUAUGAGGUCUGGUCUUAUAUUAUUAUGUUAGUUCAAUCACAAUAUAGUAUUUACUUUGAAGUUUACUUUGAAAAUAUUGAUGUUUCUAUUUAGAGUGACAUACAUAAAAUUUUGUAUUUAUAAAUUAUUUUUGUAAUGCAUUUUAACACUGAAAUAAAUAUAAUGAACUGAAAUCCACAGAAAGAAUAAGGGUGAUGGAACGAUGUGACUUAGAGAAUAAUAUUAUUAUAAGGAAAUAAUUAGGUUAUAUAGAAUAUAUAAUAUUAUUACACAAUAACAGCAAAUAUAUUACGACUGGGUAUAUGUAUACUAGGUAUUAUAUAAGAAACAUAAUCAAAAUGAACAUAAUUGUUAUAGAUUUUGUAUGAUAAUGAAAAAAGGAUCGAUUUAUAAUUUUUUUUUGUUUCUCUGCCUAGUCUAUAUAGCACACCAACCCAACAAUGAAAAUUGGCAGUUUCAUUUAUGUAAAAAAUGUUUCAGAAUAUAAUUAUCAAAAGAAUCAUUUGAAUGUUACGUAUUAUGUUUAUAUAGUAUAUAAAUGAAUUAAAUUAUAUUUUAAGUUAUGUAGUUAAAUAUAUUGAGAGUAAUGGGUUAAUUAAGUAGUUCUUGUUUAAAUUUUAUGAACAAAAAUAUAUACUCAUUUAGAGCGUAAGUAUGUAUGUAUGCAAUUAAUUUUUCUUAUAAAAUGUAUUUUUUUUUAUGUUAAACACUGCCUGAAACUACUUAUCUAUAUCCUUUAUAAAGAAUGAUGCUAUUAAUUAUAAUUGUUUUGCAUUUUUAAAUGUUAGUACAUUACAUUAACUCUAGAACAGAAUAACAACCAACUACUCUGAGAACUAAUUAUGAGUAUUUUAAAAUCCCUGAAAGAUUACUUUAUUCGUAUUAAAAUAAAAUUAUUAGUCUAUUAAUCAUCAUGAUACCAUUCUCGAAUAAAUGUAUUUUCUUUUUUAUUUAUGAGCAUGUCUUUACUCUUGUGUUUAUAAGUAAGGGAGGAUUCCCUGUCACGUUCACGUACACAUUAAGUACAAACCUUUUUUUAGUGCCUAAGUAUCUAUCACAAUAAAUACUACUUCUAUAAUGCAAUUAUAUAUGAUCUUCAGUAAUACACCAAAAUAGGUAUAUUUAAUUAUAGUUAUAACUUCAGUUGUUCCAAAAUCAAUUAAAUGUAGGACAGUUUUUUUCACUGAGUGAAUUGAUGGCGCUAAUGAUGUGAUGUGUUGUUUUAAUCGAAUUGUAUAUCAAUAAUGUUUUUGAUUGUUUUUAUUUUUUUAAUUACCUAUAUUAGAUUUAAUUAAAUUAUAAUACAACAUAAUAACAGAAUUUAUAUAAACAGUGUUUAGAAAACUGUAAGGAACCAAAAUAUAUAAUUAAUUAAAAUAAAGUAAUUAAAGUUAUAAGUGCAAUAUCCAAAACAUUACUUAAUAACACUAGCGCCAUCUCUUGGCAAUCAAUACAAAUGAUUCGAGAGGUACAGUCAACUGCACUUAAAACAAUUUUUAAAAUUUCCACUCUCGAUUUUAAACCAUAAUUUGUAGAGAAUAGAGCUCAAAAGUCCAAUUUAGAAAUUGGACAUAAUGUGACAACUUGACGUGCAGCCGUAUGUACUAUACUAAAACAAUGUUAGCACUUUGUGAAGUGCAUAUAAUACUUUCAUCGUUUAUGAUCUAUAGAUGAUUUUAAAAACAUCCUUAAAUGAAAUUAUACUAAAUAUCUUUGUUUCCGCAUGGAACAUGAAAAGAUUACAUUUAUAUUAUUAUAUUAGGAUACGGUUAUUUUCUAAAAUUACACAUUGAAAAUAUUGCAAAAGAAACAAAUAAUAUUGUAUUAAUUAAGUUAUUAUAAUGUUAAGCAUAGGUAUUAUUUAAUAAAUAAUGUAUGUAUUGUUAUUAGGUGAGCAGCAACCGAAACAGGGAGAUUGUUUAUUAGAAGUAGACUGAAUCAUAGUAAUAUGCCUAAUUUGAGUUAAAAGUUGCUGGUUACCUAUCAUAUUUAUAGGUUACAAUAUAAUCCAAAAACUACUGCCAAUUUUCACAAAAGCACUUACCAAUUUAAUAAAAAAAUAUGAUAAUUUGUUUCUUUUUCAAUAACUGAAGUCUUGAAGGCUUGUGCCAUAGUUAUACAAAAUUAAUUGUAUAAUAUUUAUGAAGAUUUUCUUAUAUAUUUGGAUUUAAAGAUAGUUUCAUGUAUAAUCAGAAAUCUUUCGGACUAACGUAACACCAUAAUGAGAAUUUUUAUAUUUGGAGUUAUAUUUUAUAUGUUAUACCUAAUAUGUAAAUAGUCGAUCUACUGAAUCAGAUUGUUUUAAAUAUUAUUUAGAUAUGAUUAAAUUCUGCAAUUUUUAUAUUAUUGUUUUAUUCCUACACUAAUAAUGCUGGCAAUUCUAAUGGACUGUUCCAUUAUCAAAGCACCGGGCCAGCUAGAAUGGCCACCCUACUAAAGCAGCUAGUACUUAAGAGAAUGAGCACUAACGAAGACAUCCGCGACCAUUUAAAUAACUUUAUGGACAUAGUAGAUAAACUCGAGGUCAUGGACAUCAAAAUCCCAAAGGAACUGCUCAGUGUCAUGAUUUUAUACAGCUUGCCGACUUCUUACGAGAAUUUCCGCAUCGCAAUAGAAUCAAGAGAUACACUGCCUAAUCCUGAAGAUUUAAAAGUUAAAAUCUUUGAAGAAUCACAGGCGAGGAGCAAUGCAGAGAAACCAGAGUCCGAAGAGAAAACUGAAGCUUUAAUUUCCAAAAGGAAGAAGUUCUGUACAUUCUGUAAGAAAAACACGCAUAGUACGGAAUCAUGUUGGUCCAACAAGAAACAAGGCAAAACUUUUAUGAAAGUUUCAAAGGGCAAAGACAACAAACAACAGAAAAGUUUCAAUACUUGUCUAAAUUUAAAUAAUGUAAAUAUGUCAAAAAUGUCAUGGUGUUUAGACAGUGGAUGCACGUCACAUAUGACGAAUAAUAAACAAAUAUUUUUAAAUAUUUCCGAAGACAAUGGCUCGGUAAAAUUAGCUUCAAAUGACCACUCGACACCCGUCAGAGGAAAAGGCACGGUACAAGUAAGUCUGAACGAAUACUCAUGCAAAUUACAUGAAACUCUUUAUGUGCCAAAUCUCUCGACAAACUUACUUUCAAUUGGGAAGAUCACGGACAGAGACAAUAAAGUUGUGUUCGAGAAAGAUAAAGCUUAUGUUGUUGAACCUAACGGUGACAUAUCACUAAAAGCAAAGAGAAAGGAUGGCUUAUACUACAUAUGUUGUGAAUCCGAAGAUAUAGCAAAGUCAGUAGCUGUCGAAUCAGAGAUGAUGAUGUGGCAUAAGAAGCUAGGCCACAUUAAUGAGAGAGACCUAAAACAAAUGGCUAAAGACAAGAAGUUAAGAGGACUUAUUUUUAAGGAAGAUAAACUCGAUACCUGCGAAUCAUGCAUCAAAGGUAAAAUGACACGAUUACCAUUUCCCAAAAAUGAUUCUAUAAAUAGCAAUCAACCAUUAGAAAUCAUUCAUACUGAUGUCUGUGGCCCAUUCGAAAUAGAAACUUUGGCCGGGUCAAAGUAUUACGUCUCAUUCAUCGACGAUUAUACAAGAUACAGCUACGUCUACUUUAUGAAGAACAAAAAUGAAGUGUUCCGACUAUUCAAAGAAUUUAAAGACGAAGUGGAGAAUUUUCACAAACUUAAAAUACAGAAUCUACAAUCUGACAACGGCACUGAAUACAGAAACAAAGAGUUCGAUCAGUAUUUAAGGGAGAACGGGAUAAAGCGACGACUUACCGCACCUUACACACCCCAACAAAACGGUGUUGCUGAACGCAAGAACAGGUCUUUAUUAGACAAAGCUCGUUGUUUGAUGAUAGAUUCAAACGCGCCCAAGAUUCUUUGGGCCGAAGCUGUAAAUACUGUAAAUUACCUUGUAAAUAGAAGUCCAACCAAACUACUAAAAGGUAGUAUACCAUAUGAGAUGUGGGUAGGCAGACCAGCAUCAGGGAAUCAUCUCCAUGUAUUUGGAAGCAAAGCUUUUGUCCUCAAAAAGACACGCCGUGGAAAGCUAACUCCUAAAUCUAUCAAAGGUGUAUUUAUGGGCUAUGCGUCAAAUGCAAAAAGUUAUCGGAUAUUCAUACCAGAGAAAAAUGAUAUAAUGAUAAGCAGAGACGUGAAGGUAAUAAAUGAAAUGUAUUACGAAAGCAAAAAUGAUACUUAUGAAAGUCUUAUU